CUCCCCAGAUACCGGGUGUUGCCUCCUGUGAGUGUAGUACGUUCUGCGGGUGCUAGGGCGCUACAGGUGUUGUCAGCACGGUGCGACUAGGUAUACACUAGGCUGUAUGGACCUCAAGAGCUCGAGUUCUCACAGAAAGCGGAUGUCAAUAUUUUGCUCUCCAAACUGUUCCAGAGGUGUUGUUAUCUGCUUCAGUUUUCUAUUUUGGGUGACGGGAUGUCUGCUUAUCAUGCUCGGGUUCUGGGUGAUGCUGGACCCCUCCAAGUUCCACUUGCUGCUGCUGAUGACGACGGAGAACGAAGCUCAUUAUUUCGUGGUGGCACUCGCCUACACCUUCUUCUUGGUGGGCUGCGGCAUGUUCGGACUUGUCUUCAUGGGCUGCUGCACCAUUCAAACCAAGGCGUCUCUUAUAGCAGCGUACCUUACUAUCACGGUAUUGUUGGAGUGCAUAGAGUUGGCGGCCGUACUGACUGUCAUCAGUUGUCGCAGCUCCAUGUUGGUAGGGCUUCAGAGUCGCCUGAUAGAAAACCUAAUGGUCAAUUAUGGACACCAGAACAACGAUAACGUUAAUACACACGGCAACAAUGUCUUUACACAAUCUUUGGAUUACACUCAAUACAUGUUGCACUGCUGCGGAGUGACAGGAGCUCAUGAUUAUAACACGUCACGGUGGUUCAACGAGAGCACGCUCAGCAAGGAACCUCGGAACGUGCCGAUCACUUGUUGUCUUCGAACUGAACUGGAGAACUUGGUUAUGUUCCAGGAAAACAGUGUCGGCAGUCCGAUAAGUGUGGUUUCCAGGGUGUUCCACGGCACGGUGGAAGAGGUGUGGCAGAAUCCACGUGUUCAAAGAGAGAUGGACUGUCAGAAUGACAAACCAGGAACCCGUUUCAAUCAGGGCUGCCUGGAGCUCGUGCAGGAUUGGUUCCUUUCUCAGAGUCUAGCAGUUAUACUCAUACUUCUCCUACCAAUGGUGCUCCAAUUUGCCUGUAUUGCUUUCUUUAGCAGUUUGCUGAGGAAACUGUGCCAUCAAGAAGUUCCAGCGGCACCAGGUUCCAGACAUUCCAGUGAUGGAGGAUAAUGGAGAGGAGUUUCCCAACUGGACAGUUUGUGUUGACCACUACAAUACGUGUGUGCCUGUUGUUCACCGACACUGAUGUUCAUGUCAAACUUACAUGUCACAUUGUGUGUGCGUUACACGUGACUGUUGCGUUUUGUUGACUUCUUACUAACAAAGGAAACACUAGUUUUUUAGAAAAAUAUAUUUUUCAUUAACUUUUUAUAAUAAUCUUAACGAAUAAUUUACCCCGAUGAAAUGUCUAUUUUACAUGGGCAUCUACUUAAAAAAAGACUUCCUUACUCAGCUUUUAUACAAACUGAACCAUGUAGCUCGAAGCGCACUUGCGCAUGCGCACAAGCCAUCUUCCCUCAGUACACAUGAAAGCACGCGUUGUAGUUAAACCCAAAAGUAGUUUGGGUAACUUUAGUUGCAUUGAAGGUUGUAUUUUGGAGCGAGUUGUACUCGGUUGAGCUUUGAGAGGGGUAGGCUAUGUGCUGGAGGUGGGGAGCCGUGUCAUCCCCCCUGGUCCGCGCUUCAUGCUGAAUGGUUCAGUCUGUAACCCAAAUUGAAAUGUUACAAUAAUUAUGAAAGUAUAGGUAAGUUAUGUAUAUUUAACCGCGAUAAAUAUGUAAGAUAUCAAUUAUUACAAUAUUGUAAAGAACAUAUUACUUCAAAGAUAAUAAUUUUGUAUAAUCUCUAAUUGAUAAACUCUGAAAUUACAAUUAUAAUUUACUACUAGUUAUUAAAUCCAAUAUUUUAUUCAUUUUUUACAUUAAUAACAGUAAUGCAUAUGCUUAUUUCUAUUUCUUUAAAAUAUAUAAUUUAGUAAUCCUGAAUAAAAAUUUAGUUUGACUUAGCUUAGUCCAUAUUGCAACCACUAAAAUCUUCACGAGAACGUUAAAUUUAAAGUGCCAACACUAUAGUGUAUUUUUAUUGUAUCAGUGUUAUUUUUUAACUGUUGUAAUAAAAAUGUUUUUUAAUUAUGUA
This is a messenger RNA of Homalodisca vitripennis (glassy-winged sharpshooter), 2047 nucleotides long. Its product is annotated as tetraspanin-18-like. Gene Ontology annotation, cellular component: membrane. Lineage: Eukaryota; Metazoa; Arthropoda; Insecta; Hemiptera; Cicadellidae. The transcript is spliced from 9 exons. The record is from RefSeq and is a predicted model, not a curated record. Bases 107 to 1081 code for a protein of 324 amino acids.